This is a messenger RNA of Danaus chrysippus (African queen), 444 nucleotides long. The record is from the annotation of a GenBank genome assembly. Lineage: Eukaryota; Metazoa; Arthropoda; Insecta; Lepidoptera; Nymphalidae.
AUGUUGGAUCGCUUAAAACUAGUGCCUAUUCAAAAAUGGCCUGAAAUAAGAUCUUUAUUAAAAUUAUAUCUUCCCAGAAGUAUAGCUGGACUAAACUUUUUGGAGACCAGAGAAGAAAUUGAAAAGUUAGGUUAUGAUUAUAAAGCCAAAGUUUACUGCCCAGACGGUGAUGCCUCUAAUGGAAUUGUUGCCCUUAAUGUUAAGGACAAGCUCUAUGAGGUUAAUAUUCAGUGUCCUAAAGAUGACACCAGAGAACUGGAAGAAGCUUUGAGAACAACUAAAGUUAUAGACUGGACCCGAGAUAUAAAAUUAAUAUACACUCAAAAUCAUGUGAUGCAAUGUAUGAUGAAAGUAAUAAGGGAUAAAAAUAUUGCCAUUCAGCAAGUAAUACCUUCAGUGACGUUUGUCAAGUAUAACAAUGAUCCACUUUUUGACGUAAGGUAA